AUGGCCUCUCUCCGAGGGCGAACCCUCCCCCUCCGAGCCCUCCGCUCGAGUUCAAGAUCAAUCCGCCCCCUCAUCCCAACCACGCAAUUCCUCACGAACCCAACCCUCGCCACGAACACCCAAACCAGAACCCACUCCGUCUCCGCCUCCGAACUCUCCCACUUCUCAGCCCUAGCAAGCUCCUGGUGGGACCCAAUGGGCCCCUCCCGAAUCCUGCACCUAAUGAACCCCCUCCGCCACGAAUUCAUCGCCUCCUGCCUAGCAGAAGGAACCCCCGAGGCCGCCCCCUCACCCUCCUCCGCAACCCUCAACUAUCUCGACAUCGGCUGCGGCGGCGGCAUCUUUGCCGAAUCCCUAGCACGCACUAUCCCCGCCACCCCAGAAACGCCAGCACCAACGCCCACACGCGCAGCAAGCAUGACUGCAGUCGACCCCUCAAGAGACCUAAUCAACAUGGCGCGCGAGCACGCGCGCAAGGACCCAGCCGUCCACGCACACUUGGAGUCUCAGCGCUUCAGAUACCUGAACACAACAUUGGAGGAUGUCCUGGCAUCCGGAAUCGGACCGAUCACGUCCAGCUCUUCAAGCGCAAGCACAAGCACACAAUACGACGUGGUGACGCUCUUCGAAGUUCUCGAGCACAUCGACCCGCAAACUAGCACGCCGCUCAGCUUCCUGAGCAAUUGUCUGCGCGCACUGAAGCCCGGCGGCUGGCUGAUUGGCUCGACGAUCUCACGCACACUUCCGUCAUUCAUUCUGAACCAGGUUAUUGCGGAAGCGCCAUGGCCGAUUGGUGUUGUGCCGCGGGGAACGCAUGAGUGGAGCAAGUUUGUUAAUCCACCUGAGGUGAAGGGGUGGUUGCAGGAGGGACUGAUAAGGGCUGCGGAUACGGCGACUAAGCGUGGGGGUGCUGCUCAGGUGCAGGGUAUGCAGUGGAAGUGUGUUGGGGCUAUUUAUGUUCCUGGGUUUGGGUGGAAGAUGGUUCCGGGGAGUGAGGAUUAUGGAAAUUACUUCUGGGCUGUUAGGAAGGGGCUUUGA
Messenger RNA from Penicillium soppii, 1038 nucleotides. Its product is annotated as 3-demethylubiquinone-9 3-methyltransferase. The coding region runs from base 1 to 1038 and encodes 345 amino acids. Gene Ontology annotation, biological process: ubiquinone biosynthetic process. The transcript has a single exon. Lineage: Eukaryota; Fungi; Ascomycota; Eurotiomycetes; Eurotiales; Aspergillaceae. Gene Ontology annotation, molecular function: 2-methoxy-6-polyprenyl-1,4-benzoquinol methyltransferase activity. The record is from RefSeq and is a predicted model, not a curated record.